Gadus macrocephalus (Pacific cod) is the source of this 2119-nucleotide messenger RNA. RefSeq names its product forkhead box protein F2-like. The coding region runs from base 743 to 1873 and encodes 376 amino acids. NCBI's taxonomy places the organism in Eukaryota, Metazoa, Chordata, Actinopteri, Gadiformes, Gadidae. Gene Ontology annotation, biological process: animal organ morphogenesis; regulation of transcription by RNA polymerase II. The transcript is spliced from 2 exons. Gene Ontology annotation, molecular function: DNA-binding transcription factor activity, RNA polymerase II-specific; RNA polymerase II cis-regulatory region sequence-specific DNA binding. Gene Ontology annotation, cellular component: nucleus. The record is from RefSeq and is a predicted model, not a curated record.
GCUGUGUCCGGCUCACACCCUGGUUCCGAGCCAGAGAGGGAGGGAGGGGAGGUCUUCAGUUCCUGCCGAUUUCUAGGAGGGGAUUGGGGAGUAGGCCUAUCCUACCAGAGGUCUAAGAAUUGAUAGGUGGUCGCGUCGUGGUUUGGCGCACUGGAUAUGCGCACCAAGCAAUACGGAGGAACCCGAUUUCAUAUUUGAUUCCAUAUAUUUCUGCUUCUACUUCUUCUUAUUUUUCUUAUUUUUCUUCUUCAUCUUCUCCUUCUGGGAUUACCGCCAGCGAUGGCAGGCAGCAGAGGAAGGAGGAGCAGAGGCUGUGCUGAUAGACAGCUGAGGUUCGGCUGGGAUCUUUGAGCAACCAGUGAGUCGCGGCGGGGACACGAGACUCCGAUUCCACUCACGUGUUGCUAUCGCAUUAUUUCAGUCAUACAAAUCCGACAUUGAUAUUUUAAUAUAUUUGUCGUUAAAUGCAUCCUUGUAGUGGCCUGACUGCUUAGUGUAUGGGAGAGCGAGAGAAAGAGGAGAGCGAGGGAGCGAGAGAGCAAUAGAGCAAUAGAGCAAUAGAGCAAUAGAGCAAUAGAGCAAUAGAGCAAUAGAGCCAGAGAGAGAGAGAGAGAGAGAGAGAGAGAGAGAGAGAGAGAGAGAGAGAGAGAGAGAGAGAGAGAGAGAGAGAGAGAGAGAGAGAGAGAGAGAGAGAGAGAGAGAGAGCGAGAGAGCGCGAGAGAGACAGAGGGAGAGCGAGAUCAUGACGACGGCGAGCCCCCAGCAACAUCUGGACCCAGCGGCGGCAGCAGCACCUAACCCUAUGGACACAGACAUGCUGGGGGGGAUGGAGAGCUCACCCGACGCGUCAACCAAAGUGAAACCCAAAGGGACCUCCGGCAUGAGACGUACCGAGAAGCCUCCUUACUCCUACAUCGCCCUGAUAGUGAUGGCCAUCCAGAGCUCACCCACCAAGAGACUCACCCUGAGCGAGAUCUACCAGUUCCUGCAGGCCCGCUUUCCCUUCUUCAGGGGGUCGUACCAGGGCUGGAAGAACUCAGUGAGACACAACCUCUCCCUGAACGAGUGCUUCAUGAAGCUUCCCAAAGGUCUCGGCCGACCAGGCAAGGGGCACUACUGGACCAUCGAUCCGGGCAGCGAGUUUAUGUUUGAGGAGGGCUCGUUUCGACGCAGGCCUCGCGGAUUCCGCAGGAAGUGCCAGGCUUUGAAGCCCAUGUACCGGAUGAUGAACAGCUUCGGGUUCGGGCCACCCAUGCUGCAGCAAAACUUUGAUUUCCAGUCGACGUCUGCUGCGUCGUUGCCCUGUCACGCCAACGGUUACAACAUUGACUUCAUGGGGAACACGGUGCCAGGCAACUUCGAGGGGCUAGGAGGGGGGCAUCAUGUCGCACACAUGUCACAGAGCCCCGGGUCAUCGUAUAUGAGUUCAUGCCAGGCCAACUCAAACCCGGAUUAUUGCCCCGAGAACAGUAAUAGCCCAUUGCAAUCGUCCCCUGGAAUGGUGGCAUCUCUGGACUGUCAGUCACCCUAUGCCAACAGCAACUCGCAUUGGGCAGCAUCGGCUUCUGUCCCCACGUAUAUCAAAUCGCAAUCGAUGGCCUCGAAUGCCUCCACGUAUUCCGCCCUGCAUCACUCGGGGAUGUCGCCUUACUCUCUCGACCAGGGCUAUCUUCAUCACGGGGGACGGGAUGGUGCUGACAUGUCAGUGGGACUAUCUCGGUACUCAAGCCAUUCAGCACCAGGGUGCGACAGAAAGGACUUUGUUUUGAACCUCAACGGGAUAUCCUCCUUCCAUCCCAGUACCAGUGGCUCUUACUACCACCAGUACCCCCAUCAUCACCAGUAUCAAGACGUGAAGCCCUGCCUGAUGUGACCCCAGAGCACUGACCCAACUUUCGUUCCCAAAUUAACGAAAUCCUCAGACUCAUUAUAUUAUAUAAGUGGCUUGGCAUGAAUUUCUCUUCAGUGUUGGUAUUUCCGAGUGAAUUACAAUUUGUCAAUGUUUGUAUUCAACGCUAUAAAUCCACGGUUGCAUACAUUUAGGUCAAGUAUGUAUUAUGUUCAAGCACUUAUUUCUGUUUGAUGUUCCGUAACAAUCAAAUAAAGAUAUUUAUUUGUA